GGCAAGCUAUAAAAGCGAUAAAUACAUCGAGUGCCUCCCCAUAUCGUGAAUGGACCAGUAGGAGAUAAUCAUUGAAAACGGCACAACAGACCCGACAUCUGAACUGCGCAACACCAAGACACAAGGUUUUACAAUUUACAGGACUUUGCCACAAAAGAUUUCAUCAGACUUUGACUCUUUAAAAUCUACUCAGGAACGUGUUCUUAUUCAUUUUUAAUUGUGAAAAUUCAUUUUAUUGUUUUGUACAUGCUUCUGAACCCAAAGGGAGCAUAGAAGUGAAACGCACGGAGUUACAAUAAAUAGUAAAACGGACCAGGAAUCAUUCCAGUACAAUGUUUCCUUGAAGAAGCUAGAUUUUCCAAGUGUUUUAGCGCUAAGUUUCAAUCAUUAUUAAUAUAGAAAACCUUAUUUUCACCGCAAAAGACUGGACUGACGCCACCACAGAUUCAGAUUCGUCUCCAAAUUCUCACCCGUAUCUCAAAAUCAAACAGCCAACGACGUUUUCAACGUCUCUAUGACAACAGAACAGCGUCAUUCUCACAGCAUGCAGCAAUCAGAUUCCAACUACGAGCAGAAAAUGUCCUCAGAGGAGUCCUCUGAUCUUGACCCAGUGUCCGCCCUCCUCGGUGAGCACCCCACCAUCUGGGUAUUUGGCUACGGCUCGUUACUAUGGAAACCAGAUUUCCAGUACAGAUCCAAGCACAUUGGUUACAUCGAAGGUUACACCAGGAGGUUUCACCAAGGGAACGAAACCUUCCGAGGCAGACCUGGAAAACCUGGUCGAGUUGCUAAUCUAGAGGAGCAAGAAGGGAGCCAGACAUGGGGCGUGGCCUAUGAGAUCAGCGGUCGUGAGGAAGUAGCCAGCGUGCUCCAGGCUCUGUACACACGCGAGACGGCCUGUGGCGGCUACACCACUCUCAUCACCACGUUCUUCCCGCGGGAGUACAGCACACACCGGAGACCGGCCUCCCUCCCCCCAGACCACACCCAGACUCACACCGCACAACCACACAACAUACCUCAAAACAUGCCUCAAACUGUCCCGUGUUACACCCCGGGUCUUCAGCCACACUAUGUCACUGAAUCGUCAACGUCCUUGACCUCUGUUGAAGAUGUAGACAUCGGUGCCACGAGCUCCGACAUAGACUCUAGUCUGUCAGCCGAAGACGUGAGAAGACUCUUCGGUGACCAUUCUCCUCCUGCCCAACUCAGAAGAACUGAUUCGGAUAUUUCGGACUUUAGCAACAGUGAUGUAUCGUCUAUCGGUGACGAAGAGCAAGAUGUGUCUGUCUAUAUAGGAGAGGAUACUUCAGAAGAGGAGAAAAGUGUGAACCCACAAAGGUUUUUUGAUACCGAAGUGACCUCGACUUUUAACAGUCUCUAUGAGAAUAUGGAUGAAACGGACCAUGACGAACUUGUGUUUUAUAUAGACCGAAAUAAACCAAGUAAGGAAUCGGUACCCAUGACUCUAGAACCUGUAAGUCUAUCGGGGGACACGAAGGAGGGUCAAAAGCCUAAGGCAGUUCAUGCUCAGCGAAGGUACACAAAAUCAAAAUCUUUGACGGAGAGUAAAAAGGCUGCCCAAUCCAGGUUAUCUCCUAUUCAAGCUUUGGUGUAUACGGCUACCCCUGACAACGAUUUGUAUCUCGGUCCUGGUGACAUCACAAGUAUGGCGCAGCAAAUCUCUACAGCUUCCGGUUCUACCGGCACCAAUGUUGAGUACGUCACGAAAAUCGCUGACUACGUGCGUCAAUAUAUUCCUGAAGAUAAUGACACACACCUUUUUGCUCUUGACGCAAAGAUUAGGGAGGAGGUUUACAAACAGCAUGCCAAACGGCGACUUAGCCAGCAGACAGAUCUACACCAUUUCCUUCCAGAACUGAAUGACAUCGAACAUGAAAGUCUUACAGAGACCGUCACGGCGUCGUAAAUGGGCAAAAGGAUAUGGUGUAUAUCGUCGACAAGGUAUUAAAUGUACUCAGCUUAGUAAACAUUUUUCCGAAGAAAGAAAAAAAACGGUUUCAUUCUUUUAACAAUGUGUACCGAAA
This is a messenger RNA of Aplysia californica (California sea hare), 2048 nucleotides long. RefSeq lists its product as uncharacterized. The transcript has 3 exons. The coding region runs from base 515 to 1930 and encodes 471 amino acids. The record is from RefSeq and is a predicted model, not a curated record. Gene Ontology annotation, molecular function: glutathione specific gamma-glutamylcyclotransferase activity; gamma-glutamylcyclotransferase activity. NCBI's taxonomy places the organism in Eukaryota, Metazoa, Mollusca, Gastropoda, Aplysiida, Aplysiidae. Gene Ontology annotation, biological process: glutathione catabolic process. Gene Ontology annotation, cellular component: cytoplasm.